AUUUGACCCUCACGCGCUCCUGUAACGGGGGCGGAAGUGGAGGUGUUUACCUCUCCUCCGAGGGCCCGACAGACGGGCGAGGGUUCAGGCCGAGGCUGCUCGGUUUGUUCCAGCCUUUUAUCACCCCGUCGGGCUCCGCCAUGGAUUCCUGGGUCCGUUUCAGCGCCCAAAGCCAAGCCAAGGAGCGGGUCUUCAGAGCUGCCCAAUAUGCCUGCACACUACUAGGCUAUGCCCUGCAGAAGAAUGGAGCUGGGCCUGAUUUCCUUGCUAGGAUCAAGCAGCUGGAGGCUCAUCUGAGCUUGGGACGCAAGCUAUUCCGACUGGGGAACUCUGCAGAUGCUCUGGAGGCGGCCAAGAGAGCCAUCCACCUGUCAGAUAUCGUCCUUCGUUUCUGCAUCACAGUGAGCCAUUUAAACCGAGCCAUGUACUUUGCCUGCGACAACAUCUUGUGGGCGGGGAAAUCAGGUCUCUUUCCACACAUGGACCAUGAGAAGUGGAGCCAGAGGUCAUUCAGAUAUUACCUCUUUGCGCUGAUUAUGAACUUGAGCCGCGACGCCUACGAAAUCCGGCUCCUGAUGGAGCGCGAGACCAACGCGAAGACCCAGAAAGGAAGCUGCACAAAUGGCCGCUCCGGCCCGGGGGAAGACCAUCGCUUCCAGCAGCUGGCCCUGAAGCUGAAGCUGCAACUCGCUCUCCUGGCGCAGGUGCUCCGCAGCAACCCUCCCCUCCUCCUGGACGUGAUGAAAAAUGCCUGUGACAUUUUCAUCCCCUUGGACAAGCUGGGCCUGUUCAAGAGCAGCUCAGGUUUCGUGGGGCUCUGCGGCCUGACCUCAUCCAUCCUUUCCAUCCUCACCAUCCUCCACCCGUGGCUGAAGCUGAAACCUUGAUGGGUGCCGAGAGGGCUGGCUAAGCUGAGCUUCUCCCUCUCUUAAAUUUCCCCCGUUCCGGAAACUAGCUUGGGGUGCUAGUAACGUGGCACACUCAGCCAGCUUGGGAAGCAGGGGUUCCUCUGAACUUAGGAAAAAGGAUGGGGCGGGGGAGACGUCCUUCUAUUGGCACUCUUUAAAGUUGAGCCCAGCAGAUGGACACGCAACUCUGGGAAUGGACCUUGUGGGGGAGCCGUUAGUAUUUGGGGUUAUCGGGCCAGCGGUAACUGGAGUAACAGUCUUGUCAUGUUCUAUUUAUUUAGGAAGAAAUAAACAAAAACUAUACUAGCCAUGUUGUAGGUCAAUGUUGGUGAACCUUUUCGGCACCAAGUGCCGAAACGGGAGCGCACAUGCGCAUGCCGGAAACCAGAAAAGCAGCCACCCGGUGCGCAUGUGCGCGCCGGGAAGAUCUUCCGGUUUCCAGUGCGUGCAUAUGCACCGGCCACCUGGCCUUCCAGUUUCUGGUGCACAUGCACUCACGAAGAUCAGCUGGCCGGAGCGCAUAUGCGCACCAGAAAUCGGAAGAGCAGCUGGCCGGUGCGCAUGCCAGGAAGAUUACCUUCUUGUUUCCAGCAUGCGCAUGUGCGCCGGCCACUUGGUCUUCCGGUUUCCAGCGCUCCCACGUGCGUGAAGACCAGCUGGCCGGAACCCGGAAAAGCAACAGGUGAUGGCUCUGCGAGCCACUUCCAUCACAUGUGCUAUAGGUUCCCCAUCAUGGUUGUGGGUCUCCCUGACAGAUACGACCAAGUUAUGUUGCAAAAACCAGUUUGUUCCCCGUGUUCAGGGCCUUUCCGCGUUUUAAUAGUUGGGAGUUUGAGGAUGUGAACAAUAUUUGGACACUAGCCUGAAUCACAUUUGUUAAUAGGGAUAUAUAUGACUUUACCGAUCAAUAUUGGGAUCUGUGGCACCAAUUUACUCACGUUGAAUUAUUUGCCUUCCUCAAAAAAAAAAGAAAAACAUUUUGAAAUAAAGGUAACGACUGAAACUUAAGCAGUUAAGAAUUAAAUGUAACCACAC
This is a messenger RNA of Pantherophis guttatus, 1943 nucleotides long. It is a transcript of the gene PEX11B, whose product is annotated as peroxisomal biogenesis factor 11 beta. Gene Ontology annotation, cellular component: peroxisomal membrane. Lineage: Eukaryota; Metazoa; Chordata; Lepidosauria; Squamata; Colubridae. Gene Ontology annotation, biological process: peroxisome fission. The record is from RefSeq and is a predicted model, not a curated record.